AGUGUGCGGACGUGACUGUUCUCUUCAAGAUCGAUUUUUUUCUUUAUCCAAAAUUUGUGUAUGUUUUGUUAGUUAUUGGUGUGAAUUCAACUUCAUUUAUUCGUGUCAUUUAGAACUAAAGCUAAACCAUAAUGAAGCUAAUACCAGAUUCUCAGGCAUUUGAUGCCAUUAACUCGGCACUGAACUUCAAGACCGUUGAUGGUUGCAUCAUCGGCAGGCUGGAGAGCUACUCCUGUAAGCUUGUCAGCCAGGAGAAGGCUCUGUACAAGAAGCUGGAGAGCUACNUCCAGCAUACCCGUUUUAUGAUGGCAUUAUGUCCGUGUUAUGUCCGCAACGCUGGCCCAUGUCUCACCAGAAGCAGCUCGGACAGCAGCACGUCAGCCAAAUGCUCGAGCUCGCUGGCAGAGUCCGACUCUGAGGCUGGGGUAGAAGAAGAUAAGAUUGUACGCAAGACGCUGUUCUACCUCGUGUCUACCCUCAAUGCUUCUUUCUACCCCGACUAUGACUUCAGUAACGCCACCUCCAAGGAGUUCUCCAAGGAACAUUCUCUUCAGGGCGUGAUGCGGUCUGUGGAGCGUCAGCUACAGGCGCACUCAGAGCUGACGUCGGUGUGCGACAAGCUGUGGUCAGCCAUCGACGAGGCUGUCAGCCUCGCUGGCUGCGAGAUCUACACUUACAACCCUGACGAGAACUCGGACCCGUACUCCGACGACGUGCUGUGGUCGUUCAACUACUUCUUCUACAACGCACGUCUCAAGCGCAUAGUCUUCUUGACCUGCAGACGCAUCACCAGCCUCCUCAACACCUCCAGCUCUGCAGACUACGGCUUAGACUCCGACGUAGACUUCGACGAUUAGAUCUCUGCAGACCGUUGCCUGGACUCUGCAGACCAUUGCUUGGACUCUGCAGACUAUGGCCUCGAAACCGACGUCGAUUUCGACGAUUAGAUCUCUGCAGACCACUGUUUGGACUCUGGAGACCAUUGCCUGGACUCUGCAGACCGCUGCUUUGGACUCUGCAGACCAGUGCUUGUACUCUGCAGGCCGUUGCUUGGACUCUGCAGACCGCUAUAUUGGACUCUGCAGACCAGUGCUUGGACUCUGCAGACCGUUGCUUGGACUCUGCAGACCAGUGCUUGUACUCUGCAGACCGUUGCUUGGAC
Hyalella azteca is the source of this 1162-nucleotide messenger RNA. It is a transcript of the gene Maf1, whose product is annotated as repressor of RNA polymerase III transcription MAF1 homolog. Gene Ontology annotation, cellular component: nucleus. NCBI's taxonomy places the organism in Eukaryota, Metazoa, Arthropoda, Malacostraca, Amphipoda, Hyalellidae. Gene Ontology annotation, molecular function: RNA polymerase III core binding. Gene Ontology annotation, biological process: negative regulation of transcription by RNA polymerase III. The record is from RefSeq and is a predicted model, not a curated record. The transcript is spliced from 7 exons. The coding region runs from base 132 to 857 and encodes 241 amino acids.